AUGAGUAUUUUCUUGUUAUCAUCAUCAUUAUGUGAUGAAAUUGAGAAAAUGAUGAAUUCAUUUUGGCGGGGGCAUAAUCAUGGCAGGGCCAAAGGUUUGCAUUGGCUUUCUUGGGACAUGCUAUCUAUGACUAAGAAGAAUGAGGGUAUGGGUUUCAAGAAUCUGAGUGCUUUUAACUAUGCAAUGCUUGGUAAACAAGUGUGGAAUUUUAUGACGAAGCCAGAUAUCUUAGUUACCAGGUUGUACAAGGCUAAAUACUACCCCAACUGUGACUUUCUUGACUCAUCAAUUGGGCACAAUCCGAGUUAUGUAUGGAGGAGCAUUUGGAGUUUGAAAUUUAUGGUUCAAGGAGGGUACAAAUGGAGUGUAGGUUCGGGAGAGAGUAUUCCAGCUUGGGGUCAAAUUUGGUUGCAUGAUAGUACAUCGUUGAUGAAUCCAUGGCCGAAUAACCCGAUGAUAUCCAGGCUGAAAUUUUCAGACUUGAUGCAACCAAAUGUCAAGCAAUGGAGUACUAACCUGAUUUAUUCUCUUGUAGGGGAGGGAAUAGCGGAGAUAGUUCUCAAUACUCCGUUAUUUGGAGUGGUUCAAGAGGAUAAAAUUGUGUGGAAAUUAGAAAGGAAUGGUGACUAUUCAGUGCCUAGUGCUUACCGUUUUUGUAUAAAUGAAGCCAUAAAUACAUCUCAUCUUAGGAUUGCUGAUAAUUGGGAUUUGAUUUGGAACAUUAAGACCCCUCCAAAGGUCGCUAAUCAAGAGAAACAAGCGGUAUUCGCUACUACCCCGUGGAGUCAUUGGAAAUGCAGAAAUAAUCAUGUUUGGAAUCAAAUUGAAGACUCUCAAGAUACUAUCUACAAUCGUUCAAUAAACCUGCUUCAUGGAUGGAGAAGAGCACAACAUAUAAGGAAUAACAAUAUCUCUCAAUCUUAA
Messenger RNA from Vicia villosa (hairy vetch), 924 nucleotides. RefSeq lists its product as uncharacterized. The coding region runs from base 1 to 924 and encodes 307 amino acids. NCBI's taxonomy places the organism in Eukaryota, Viridiplantae, Streptophyta, Magnoliopsida, Fabales, Fabaceae. The record is from RefSeq and is a predicted model, not a curated record. The transcript has 2 exons.